AUGGAUGACAACUUUCACCCCCAGGAUGAGGUCCUGCGGCACUCACUCGAGGAUCCUGAGGGUUUCUGGUCUCACCAGGCGGAACAUCUGCAUUGGCACAAGAAACCCACAUCAACGCUAAAGGUUACCAAGAAGACGCUCAAGAGCGGCGUCACUCACGACUCGUGGGAGUGGUUCCCAGACGGCGAGAUCUCGACCUGCUUCAACUGUGUCGAUAGACACGUCCACGACGGCAAGGGCGAUGCACCGGCCAUCUUCUACGACAGCCCGGUCACCGGAACAAAGCAAACGCUCACAUACAAGCAACUCCUGGAUGAGGUUGAGGUGUUCGCCGGGGCUCUGAGGGAAGAGGGCGUCAAGAAGGGCGACGUGGUUUUGGUGUACAUGCCCAUGAUUUCUGCCGCCCUCAUCGGCAUCCUCGCCGUCAGCCGCCUCGGUGCGAUCCACGCCGUCGUCUUUGGCGGCUUCGCGCCCAACGCGCUCGCUCAGCGCAUAGAGGCCUCGCAGCCCGUGGCUAUUCUCACAGCAUCGUGCGGCAUCGAUGGCAACAAGCCGCCGAUGAGUUAUAAGCCUCUCGUGGAGGAGGCAUGUGCCAUUUCCUCCCACAAACCCGAUAAAGUCAUCGUCUGGCAGCGUGAGCAAAUCCGAUGGCAUCCUAUCAACAGAAACGACGGCGAACGAAACUGGCAGAGCAUCGUGAAGAGCUGUCGUGCGAGGGGUAUCAGGGCAGAGUGCGUGCCGGUCAAGUCGACGGAUCCGAUAUACAUCAUCCACACGUCCGGGACGACGGGGUCGCCAAAGGGGGUGCUGAGAGACGCUGCCGGUCACGCCGUCGUUGGGCACAGCUACAUCGCCUAUGCCCCUCUCUUCACCGGCGCGGCAACGGUGCUUUACGAGGGCAAGCCGGUUGGGACGCCAGACGCGUCGGCCUUCUGGAGAAUAGUAGAGGAGUACAAGGUGAACACCAUGUUCACGGCCCCGACAGCGUUGCGCGCCAUCAAGCGCGACGACCCCGAGAACAAAUUCCUCAGGCAAGUGGGCGAGCGCGGAGGUCUCCGGACCCUCAAGGGUCUCUUCCUCGCCGGGGAGCGGUCCGAGCCGGCAAUCAUCACAAUGUACCAGGAGCUUCUCGAGCGAUACGGAGCAAUCGACGCCCACGUCGUUGACAACUGGUGGUCUACCGAGGCAGGCUCCCCGAUCACGGGGAGAGCUCUCGUGCCGCACGCGGGGAAAGACAGGAAGACGGACGUCCGGGACCAUCCUCCGCCCAAGAUCAAGCCCGGAAGUGCUGGAAAAGCGAUGCCGGGCUUCGACGUGCGGAUCGUGGACGAUGCCGGCGACGAGGUGCCCAGGGGCACAAUGGGGAACAUCGUCCUCGGCCUGCCACUCGCGCCAACAGCGUUCAGAACGCUCUGGCAGGACGAGGAGCGAUUUUACAAAGGAUACCUAAAGCGCUUUGAUGGGAAGUGGUUGGAUACAGGAGAUGCGGGCUAUAUUGACGCCGAGGGCUACGUCAACGUCAUGUCCCGGAACGACGAUGUGCUAAAUGUCAGCGCCCAUCGUCUGUCCAGCGGCGGCCUCGAACAAGCCAUCACAUCCCACCCCCUCGUAGCCGAGGCCUGCGUGGUCGGUAUCCCAGACGCCCUUAAAGGCCAGCUCCCCUUCGCCUUCAUCACGCUCUCGACGCCCGAUCAUCCGACCUCGGCAGUGCCCGACGGCAAGCUCGCCGACGAGAUUCAGGCGCUGGUGCGGUCGCAGGUCGGCGCCAUCGCGACACUGGGCGGGCUCAUCCAGGGGAAGGGCAUGAUUCCAAAGACACGCAGCGGUAAGACUUUGCGUCGUGUCCUGAGGGAGCUAUUGGAUAACGCGGUCCACGGCGAGUUUGACAAGGAGGUGCAGGUGCCAAGCACUGUUGAGGAUGCCGGCGCGGUCGAGGUUGCGAGGGCCAAAGUCAGGGAGUACUGGGAGAUCAACGGGGAUGGUCACAAGAGCACAGAGGCGAGGGCGAAGCUGUAA
Molecule: messenger RNA, 2016 nt
Organism: Colletotrichum chrysophilum
Lineage: Eukaryota; Fungi; Ascomycota; Sordariomycetes; Glomerellales; Glomerellaceae
Exons: 4
Coding region: 1-2016 (671 amino acids)
Source: RefSeq, a predicted model, not a curated record